AUGGGUGGUUCAGCGUCAAGUAGCUCUGCUCCAGUGCCGGUGAAGAGCAAGACCAAGAUCUCAGCCCGCCAGCACCGUGAAGACCGAUCGGACGACGAAGAGAACCCAUUCCGCAGCUCGAAGGUCAACGGGGAUAUCGACCUAACAGAGGAUGACGGUGAUCUUGAGGAGACUCAGCAAAAGGGCACAUAUUGGAAGUAUACAUCUAUAGAGGACAUUCAUAGGCAGGAUAACGAGGAGGAAGGGGACUCGGAUAACGCGGAUGAGAGGAAAUAUGAGGAGGAGGAAGUUGAAGAGGCGGAACCGGCUUCAAAGCGUCAACGCGCAAACACAAAGCUUCCCCGCAUCAUCAACAGCACUCCAAAGCCAGUCGCCAAGGAUCUCCCACGUCGUAAGAACGGCAACGCAACUCAUUCGCGGCGAAGCUCAACUCAGUCGUCCCGCUAUUCGACUCCGCCACCUGAGCGUACACCACAGCAAUCCGAUAAGAUAUCAAAACAAUACUCACCUUACAACCCUCUUCGUGCCAUCGGAUGUCUACAGGGGAAGCAAUCUCCACCAUCGAAGUCGAUCUCGAAGAUUGCCAGCGCGCAUUUCAGGGUCACGCUCGCAACACAGCAGGCCUUUCCUAACGGCAUUGACACGAUCGCAUUCGCAAAAGCCAGUUUCCUCGAAGCGUGCAAGGAACUCGGUGCAGAAGCGCGUCGCAUGCGCUUUGAAGAGGUGGACUUAUACUCGAAGACGAUGAUAACAAUCGUCAAACGUGGCACCUCGCAGCUUCGUGGCGAGCUGAAGUCGAAGGCGCAACUACUGGUCGAGACGAAUUACGGCUUUCUCAACAUACCCGCAGAGAAUAUCAAGGAGGGCAUACAAGACUUGCUCACCCUCAGCGCCUUCCUCUUUGAGGAUCCAUUUGAAUGGAAAGGUGCCUUCCGCAACCCAAUCAUCCUUACGCUCCUCGUACAACAAUGGUUUCAAGAUCGAAAAGCCGAAGCAGCCGGUAUUUUCUCUGCUCAGUUCAAUCCGAUCCCCGACAAACUUAUCGCUUUGAUCGCCACCGCGGUUGAGUGUGCGCUUGUCGACUGGGAGAGCGGAACGAACUCUCCGGAUGUGAACGAUUUGACUUCGGACAAGUAUAGCCCGGUUUACGCUGUCCCGCCCCUAAAGUGA
Molecule: messenger RNA, 1170 nt
Organism: Punctularia strigosozonata HHB-11173 SS5
Lineage: Eukaryota; Fungi; Basidiomycota; Agaricomycetes; Corticiales; Punctulariaceae
Exons: 6
Coding region: 1-1170 (389 amino acids)
Source: RefSeq, a predicted model, not a curated record